UGGCGUUAAAGGGCAAAAGCCAAGAGGGAAGUGCUCUUAACGUGACAAAGCCUACGGGACGGAGCGGAAGUCCUGGUUCACACGCCACACGGAGAGGAUCCUGGGGGCAGGAAGGAGGUGGGAACUCCUGCCGCGGAGCAAUUCGCCUGCAAGCUCUUCUGGGAGGAGAGCGCGUGGCUGUUUAAAGACGCGUGUUGCUGGAGCGCGUGGCUGGUUCGCGGUGGUCGGAGGUGGCCGAAAGCCUGACAUCGGUGUAGAACUUGAGACCGUGAGUUAUGGUGGGGAGAUCCCGGCGGCGCGGAGCGGCCAAGUGGGCAGCUGUGCGAGCCAAGGCGGGUCCCGGCCCAGAAGACGAAAAUGAAGACGACUUAGAAUUGCCACCCUCGUCGGGGGACUCCAGCUACUACCAAGAUAAGGUAGAUGAUUUCCAUGAGUCCCGAUCCCGUGCUGCCUUGGCUAAAGGCUGGAGCGAAGUGGAGAGUGAGGACGAGGAGGAGGAUGGCGAUGAGGAGGAAGAGGUUCUAGCCCUAGAUAUUGCUGAUGAGGACGAUGAAGAUGGAGAGAGUGCGGGGGAUGAAGAGGAUGACGAUGAUGAUGGUGGGAGCUCUGUGCAGAGUGAGGCCGAGGUAUCUGUGGAUCCCAGUUUGUCGUGGGGUCAGAGGAAAAAACUUUACUAUGACACAGACUACGGUUCCAAGUCCCGAAGCCGACAAAGUCAACAAGAAGUAGAGGAGGAGGAAAGGGAGGAGGAAGAGGAAGCGCAGCUAAUUCAGCGACGCCUCGCCCAAGCCCUGGAAGAGGAUGAUUUUGGGGUGACCUGGGUAGAGGCCUUUGCAAAACCAGUACCUCAAGUAGAUGAAGCUGAGACCCGGGUCGUGAAGGAUCUGGCGAAAGUUUCAGUGAAAGAGAAGCUGAAGAUGCUGCGGAAAGAAUCACCAGAACUCUUGGAACUGAUAGAAGACCUUAAAGUUAAGCUGACAGAGGUGAAGGAUGAGCUGGAGCCAUUGCUACAGUUGGUGGAGCAAGGGAUCAUUCCACCCGGAAAAGGAAGCCAAUACCUGAGGACCAAGUACAACCUCUAUCUGAACUACUGCUCCAAUAUCAGCUUUUAUUUGAUCCUGAAAGCCAGGAGAGCCCCUGCACAUGGACAUCCUGUCAUAGAAAGGCUUGUUACCUACCGAAAUUUGAUCAACAAGCUGUCAGUUGUAGAUCAGAGGCUGUCUUCUGAAAUUCGUCAUCUACUCACACUUAAAGAUGAUGCUGGAAAGAAAGAACUGAAUUCAAAAGCAAAAUCCACCAAGGCCAAGCCAAAAUCUGUUUCAGAGAGUGCUGCUGCUACCUCUGCUGUUACAGGUAUUUCUGAUGAUUCUGAUCUUGAUGAAGAAGCUGCACUGAAAUACUAUAAAGAGAUAGAAGACAAGCAAAAGUUGAAAAGAAAGAAAGAAAAUAGUAUUGAAGAACAGGCUCUUGAAGAUCAAAAUGCAAAGAGGGCCAUUACCUACCAGAUUGCUAAAAAUAGAGGACUUACACCUAGAAGAAAGAAGAUUGAUCGCAAUCCUAGAGUGAAACACCGGGAGAAGUUCAGAAGAGCCAAAAUUCGCAGAAGAGGCCAAGUUCGUGAAGUUCGUAGAGAAGAGCAGCGUUACACUGGUGAACUCUCUGGCAUUCGUGCAGGAGUCAAAAAGAGCAUUAAGCUUAAAUAAAGUUUUCACUUAGCUUAAGUUUUUUGGCAAUAAUAUUAGAUCAAUAAAUUUUUAUUUUUAACUCUUGAA
Molecule: messenger RNA, 1772 nt
Organism: Ailuropoda melanoleuca (giant panda)
Lineage: Eukaryota; Metazoa; Chordata; Mammalia; Carnivora; Ursidae
Gene: UTP3
Product: UTP3 small subunit processome component
Exons: 1
Coding region: 276-1703 (475 amino acids)
Biological process (GO): maturation of SSU-rRNA from tricistronic rRNA transcript (SSU-rRNA, 5.8S rRNA, LSU-rRNA)
Cellular component (GO): small-subunit processome; nucleolus
Source: RefSeq, a predicted model, not a curated record